AUGUCGCUGCAAGGACUUAAUGUGCUCAUUACUGGAGCCUCGAUGGGCAUUGGCGAGGCGAUUGCCAAUUCAGUAGCAGAACAGGGCGCCAAUUUGAUUCUGUUCGCACGGUCGGAAGACAAACUCCAAGUCCUCGCGAGCAGGAUCCAGGAACAACACCCAGGUGCCAAAAUCAUCAGCAAAGCAGUCGACAUCCAAUCUUACGAAGCAGUCGAGUCCGCGGUGGAAUCCAGCACCCAGGAGCUCAAUCCGAUCGACAUUCUCAUCAACAAUGCCGGCCUCGCUCUCGGCGCCCCCGCCCCCUUCCACGAGCUCAAGAUCGCCGAAAUCCUGACCAUGAACCGCACCAACAUCGACGGCUGGAUGUUCGUCACCCACGCCGUGCUGAACGCCUCCAUGAUCCCCCGCAAAGCCGGCACGAUCCUCAACAUCACCUCCGUCACGGGGCUGGAGGUCCCUCCCUUCUCCGGGGAGUGCGUCUACCACACUAACAAGGCCGCGCAGGAGGGGUUCACGAACGCGCUCCGCAAUGAACUGAGUGGCACGAACAUCCGAGUGCUGGCGCUGCGGCCGGGGUGUGUGGCCACGAAUUUCCACUCGCUGCGCGUGGGGCAUGAUAAGGAGAUGUACGAUCAGUUUUUCGAGGGGUAUCAGCCUUUGGUGUCGGAGGAUAUCGCACGCGCAGCCGUGUUUAUGUUGCAGCAGCCGGUGAAUGCGUCGGUUAAGGCGCUGGAUAUUGUUCCGUCUGCCCAACGGUCGCUGAAUGUGUUUGACCGGGAAUGGAAUCAGAGGAAUGCUUGA
This is a messenger RNA of Aspergillus aculeatus ATCC 16872, 801 nucleotides long. Its product is annotated as SDR family oxidoreductase. Gene Ontology annotation, molecular function: oxidoreductase activity. NCBI's taxonomy places the organism in Eukaryota, Fungi, Ascomycota, Eurotiomycetes, Eurotiales, Aspergillaceae. The transcript has 6 exons. The record is from RefSeq and is a predicted model, not a curated record. The coding region runs from base 1 to 801 and encodes 266 amino acids. Gene Ontology annotation, cellular component: cytosol.